AAAUAAUAAUAAAAUAUAAAAGAACAAAAUUUUUGAGGAAAAUAUAAAUCAGUAAUAAUCCGAUCGAAUUCAUCGGCCCCAUUUUUAUAUCUCUAUUAUUUUUUCUUCUUCUUUUAUACAGCUAGCUAAAGGAGGAGGCCGCCAGAACUAAAGAUUUUCUUAUUUAUUUCUUCCCCUCGUUUUAAUUUUUUUCCUCUCAGCCCUAACCUCCCACGUUCUCGCUCUCUCGAGCAAGAAUUGAACCGGAACCGCCGCUGCAAGAGAAAGAAAUCAAUCAGGAUAAGAGAUAAAGAAAUUCCAUUUUAAUUCGGCAUAAUUUCUCUCCAACUCCGAUCAAGGGCGCUGUUUUAUCGAGAUCGCGAAGAUGAUGUCGAGGUCAUACACGAACCUCCUGGAUCUGGCAUCCGGGAACUUCGCGGCGCUGAGCGUCGGCAGCCAGGGUGCUAGCCGGAGGCGGAUGCCCCGGGUGAUGACCAUGCCGGGUGCCCUCGCCGAGCUCGACGAGGAGGACCGCGCCGGCAGCGUCUCCUCCGACGUGCCCUCCUCUAUCGCCCAGGACCGGAUCAUCAUCGUGGCGAACCAGCUCCCGGUCAGGGCCAAGCGGCGGCCGGACGGGCGUGGGUGGAGCUUCUCGUGGGACGAGGACUCCCUUCUCCUACAGCUCAAGGACGGCCUCCCCGACGACAUGGAGGUCCUCUACGUGGGCUCCCUCCGCGUCGACGUCGAGGUCCACGAGCAGGACGACAUCGCGCAGGCCCUCCUCGAGCGCUUCAAGUGCGUCCCCGCCUUCCUCCCCGCCGACCUCCUCGAGAAAUUCUACCAUGGCUUCUGCAAGCAGCAGCUCUGGCCGCUCUUCCAUUACAUGCUUCCCUUCUCCGCCGACCAUGGUGGCCGCUUCGACCGAUCCCUCUGGGAAUCGUAUGUUCUCGCCAACAAGUUAUUCUCGCAGAAGGUGAUUGAGGUUUUGAACCCCGAGGAUGAUUAUGUUUGGAUCCAUGACUACCAUCUCAUGGCUCUGCCGACUUUCCUCCGGAGAAGGUUCAAUCGGCUGAGAAUGGGGUUCUUCCUUCACAGCCCGUUUCCUUCGUCGGAGAUCUAUCGGACGCUCCCCGUCCGCGAGGAGAUUCUCAAGGCGCUGCUCAACUGCGACCUCAUCGGCUUCCACACCUUCGACUAUGCCCGCCACUUCCUCUCCUGCUGCAGCCGAAUGCUGGGGCUCGAGUACCAGUCCAAGCGGGGUUAUAUUGGGCUCGAUUACUAUGGCCGCAGUGUUGGUAUUAAGAUCAUGCCGGUAGGCAUCCAUAUGGGCCAAUUGCAGUCUGCGCUCCAGCUCCCGGAUAAGGAUUGGCGGGUAAAUGAGCUCCGCCAGCAGUUUGAGGGAAAGACUGUGCUGCUGGGUGUCGAUGACAUGGACAUUUUCAAGGGAAUCAACCUCAAGCUGCUCGCUUUCGAGCACAUGCUCCGGCUACACCCUAAAUGGAAGGGAAGGGCAGUUCUGGUCCAGAUUGCCAACCCCGCCAGGGGAAGAGGACGAGAUCUUGAGGAGAUCCAGGCUGAGAUACAGGAGAGCUGCAGGCGGAUCAAUGAGGAAUUCGGGAAUUCUGAGUACAGCCCGGUCGUAUUCAUUGACCGCCCUGUGUCCAUUGUCGAGAGGAUUGCCUUCUACACUAUUGCAGAGUGUGUUGUGGUCACUGCAGUGAGAGAUGGGAUGAAUCUCACACCUUAUGAGUACAUUGUCUGCAGGCAGGGGAUUGCUGGUUCUGGUCCUGGUUCAGAAGCUGAUGGCCCUAGAAAGAGUAUGCUCGUAGUCUCAGAGUUUAUCGGAUGCUCCCCAUCGUUAAGUGGCGCAAUCCGGGUCAAUCCAUGGAACAUAGAGUCGACAGCGGAGGCGAUGAAUGAGGCGGUUUCUCUUUCUGAUGCAGAGAAGCAGCUGCGGCAUGAGAAGCACUACCGGUAUGUUAGCACUCAUGAUGUGGCCUAUUGGUCAAGAAGCUUCUUGCAGGACAUGGAGAGGACUUGCAGGGACCAUUUCAAGAGGAGAUGUUGGGGGUUUGGUUUGGGAUUUGGAUUUCGUGUGGUGGCCCUCGACCCUAAUUUCAGGAAGCUUAAUGUGGAUACAAUUGUAAUGGCCUAUGAGAGGGCCAAGAAUAGGGCUAUAUUGCUGGACUACGAUGGGACGAUGGUGCCUCAGUUGUCCAUUAACAAGACUCCAAGUGCGGAAGUUAUUAGGACCAUCAAUACUCUCUGCGCAGAUAAGAAGAAUGUAGUUUUCAUUGUCAGCGGGAGAGGGAGGAAUAUUUUGGGGAAGUGGUUCUCGCCAUGCGAGAAGCUUGGGAUUGCGGCAGAGCAUGGCUACUUCUUGAGGUGGACUGGAGAUCAAGAAUGGGAAACUUGUUCCCAGAGCUCUGACUUUGAAUGGAUGCAGAUAGCGGAGCCAGUGAUGAAGCUCUAUACUGAAUCCACUGAUGGAUCCAGUAUUGAAGCUAAAGAAAGUGCUUUGGUAUGGCACCACCAAGAUGCUGAUCCAGGCUUUGGAUCUUCUCAGGCGAAGGAAAUGCUUGACCAUCUAGAGAGUGUGCUUGCAAACGAGCCAGUCUCAGUGAAAAGUGGUCAAUUCAUUGUUGAAGUGAAGCCUCAGGGAGUCAGCAAAGGCUCAGUGGCAGAGAAGAUCCUAUCGUCAAUGGUGGAGAAUGGGAGACAAGCAGACUUUGUCUUGUGCAUUGGUGAUGACAGAUCGGAUGAGGACAUGUUUGAAGGCAUUGCUGGUAUAAUGACAAGGAACCUGGUUGCCCCCAGCACAUCACUAUUUGCUUGCACGGUGGGACAGAAGCCGAGCAAAGCCAAAUAUUAUCUGGACGAUACUACUGAUGUCAUAAGCAUGCUUGGAGCACUCGCAGAAGCCUCUGGGUCAUCGUCCUCCACCGAGGGGAUAAUCGAACCAUCCCCUACUGAGAGCUGAUCCAUCCCGUUGAACAGGUCCUCCUAGUCCACUUGUUCUUUCAACCAAAUUCUAGGUAGAAGUAAAAAUUUUUAAUGGUUCUUAGGGCUGGAGGUGUCGGGCAAUUGUUGCUUAGAGCAAUUGAGAUGCAACGGGGGUUACAUUUGGUCAGACUGCUAAAGAGGUAUAGCUGCGCAGCUGACCAGGUUCGUAAACUGGCUUAUAAUUUUUUUCCUGAAGAAAGUUUUAUACUUUAGUUCAGCUACAAGAAGAGAGGCCGGUGUAGGGAUUAGGUGUUACCAGAUAUCGUUUCCUUUGCCAUUGAAUUUGUGCAGUGGAGGCAGGUCCAGGGUCUCUGAUGAUUGACUUGUUAGCCAGCUGAACUUAUCAAUUCAUAACACAUGGUUUGCAUGUUAGGGGGUGACUUUCAUUCAAUCAUUUUUCUGUGUA
Molecule: messenger RNA, 3388 nt
Organism: Phoenix dactylifera (date palm)
Lineage: Eukaryota; Viridiplantae; Streptophyta; Magnoliopsida; Arecales; Arecaceae
Product: putative alpha,alpha-trehalose-phosphate synthase [UDP-forming] 7
Biological process (GO): trehalose biosynthetic process
Cellular component (GO): cytosol
Molecular function (GO): trehalose-phosphatase activity
Source: RefSeq, a predicted model, not a curated record